AUGCCGUCCACUGCGGCACAGAAAACGCUUCUUGCGUUUUGCAUAAUCCUUAUACUAGCCGGUCUAGUGCUGACUGGAGCUGGAGUAUUCUCACCUGCUUGGCAAGUUGUCGAUAUUCGAGAAUUUCGAGCUGAACAUCAGCAUGGAUUAUGGUGGGAUUGUAUUCGAGCUGAAAAACAUGUUGUAUCAGUCGGUGAAUUUUACGAUGAAGAACCACUGCACUGCAUGUAUAAAUUCGAUCGAAGUGCUGAGCUUGUUAUCGAAAAUACGUUGAACAACAUUGAUGAAGACGGUGCCGCUGGAGAAUCGGAGCACCACCGAUUUUGGGCAUGGCAUAAAGCAGUUCUAUUUUUUAUAUUAUUUUCACAAUUUCUGGCAUUCAUAUCAUUAUGCACAGGUAUAUGCAUAAUAUGUUUUCGUCCAGCUACGUUCGCAUUCGCCAUAUCACUUUUUUUGGCUUUGUUGUCGUCUUUGAUUGCCGAUGGAAUAUUUUUCUUAGCAGCGAAUAGAGUUGAUAACCGUUUUGUACAAGGAAUGGUUGGAACUUAUGAGCAAAGAAUUGGUUACGCUUUCUACUUGCACUUAAUGGGCACAAUUUGUUGGAUAUUUGCCUUUUUAAUGGCACUUCUAACCACUUACAAGUUUUUCACUGGUCGAUAUUCCGGAUCUAGAGGACCCAUUGAUAUACCUAUCUUCUUCAGUUCGAACUCACAUUUCCGUCCUGAAGCAGGGCCUCCGCUUUUGGAAAAAUACAAUGUUCCGCCAGUACGGCCAUCACCUCAAGCACCAUAUAUCAGGGAGCACACUUAUCGAGUGACCAGUGCUUAG
Molecule: messenger RNA, 828 nt
Organism: Dracunculus medinensis (Guinea worm)
Lineage: Eukaryota; Metazoa; Nematoda; Chromadorea; Rhabditida; Dracunculidae
Source: the annotation of a GenBank genome assembly